CGAGGUUUCCGCCCGGCUGCGGGCGCGGCGGCUCCAUGCGCUCGGAGCGGGAGGCAGGGCCGGGGCCGGGGCCGGGCCGGGGCGGCGGACGCGACUCGGGGCCCAUGGACACCCCGCUGCUGCAGGAGUCGCCGCGCCGCGACACGGGCGCUCUGCCGAACCCGCCGCCGCCGUCCCCGCUGCCGCCGUCCCCGCUGCCGCCGCCGCUUCACCCGGCGCCGGGGAAACAGCGGGAGGAGAAGAAGACGGCGCUGAGCAAAGUGGUUAUUCGAAGGCUUCCUCCUUGUCUCACCAAGGAGCAACUGGAGGAACAGCUGCAUCCUCUACCUGCCCAUGAUUAUUUUGAGUUUUGCACUGCUGAUCCCAGCCUUUAUCCUCAUCUCUACUCAAGAGCAUACAUUAACUUUAGAAAUCCUGAGGACAUCCUUCUUUUUAGAGAUCGCUUUGAUGGCUAUGUCUUCAUUGAUAAUAAAGGUUUGGAAUAUCCUGCAGUGGUUGAGUUUGCUCCAUUCCAGAAGAUUUCAAAAAAGAAGCUAAAGAAGAAAGAUGCCAAAGCUGGGAGCAUCGAAGAUGAUCCAGAAUAUAGGAAAUUUUUAGAGAAUUAUUGUGCUGAUGAAGAGAAGAUCUGUGCCAAUCCUGAGAUUCUUUUGGGAGAGAUUGAGGCCAAAACAAGGGAACUCAUUGCUAGAAGAACAACACCCCUUUUGGAAUAUAUUAAAAAUAGAAAAUUAGAAAAGCAGAGAAUACGAGAAGAGAAAAGAGAAGAACGAAGACGGAGGGAAUUGGAGAAGAAACGUUUGCGGGAGGAGGAGAAAAGGAAGCGCAGAGAAGAAGAAAGACGUAAAAGAAAAGAAGUGGAGAAGCAAAAGAAGAUUUCUGAAAAAGAAAUAAGGAUCAAGCUUCUUAAGAAGCCUGAAAAAGGAGAUGAACUGGCCAGUGAAAAGCACAAAGAAAAAGGUGAAGAAGCUGACGUUGAGGAAAACAAAUGGGAUAAAUCACCUGGAUCUGGAAGUAUAAAAUCCAAAUCUUUGGAGAGUUCACCAAAAGGACUUAAGGAAAAGUCACAAAAUGAUAGUGACAAAGAGCAAAGAGAUUUGGAGAGAAGAUUUCGCGAAAAAGAACCUGAAAGACAAAGGUAUCGAUUGGAUGAUGGCAGAAAGCAUAGAACUCACUAUGAGUUUGACAAGUUUAUGAGAAGGAAUGAAGAAGAGCUGAAAUGGGGGAAAGGAUACAACCAAGACAGAGGAAAGAAAGGGAACUACAGCUACAGCUUCACUGUGGAGGCAGUAGACAAACUGGGUAAAGAGGACAAGUGUGAUGACAUGGCAUCCAAAAAGGAGCGCAUAAGAAAUAAGGAUCGUCCAGCCAUGCAGUUGUACCAGCCAGGAGCUCGCAUCCGAACACAUAUGGGACCUACAAGUAAAACCUAUGACUGCACUGGGAAAUCCUUUGAAGAUGCUCUUGAUAAAAAGUAUGAGGCAGAUAAUUCAGCUGGAGCUAGUUCUGAAAAGACCGAAGAAGCAGAAUAAAACAAUCUGGGGGAAAAGGCUUGUGAAAAGGAAUGAAUUUAAGAUUCAGCAUCAUCACAAAAAAUCCAUUGGGCUGUUUCAGAACUCUACAGGCAAUUGUGUCAACAAAAUAACGAUCGCUCUGCCUCU
Hirundo rustica (Barn swallow) is the source of this 1658-nucleotide messenger RNA. It is a transcript of the gene UPF3A, whose product is annotated as UPF3A regulator of nonsense mediated mRNA decay. NCBI's taxonomy places the organism in Eukaryota, Metazoa, Chordata, Aves, Passeriformes, Hirundinidae. Gene Ontology annotation, biological process: positive regulation of translation; nuclear-transcribed mRNA catabolic process, nonsense-mediated decay. Gene Ontology annotation, molecular function: telomeric repeat DNA binding. The record is from RefSeq and is a predicted model, not a curated record. The transcript is spliced from 10 exons. Gene Ontology annotation, cellular component: cytoplasm; nucleolus. The coding region runs from base 36 to 1529 and encodes 497 amino acids.